AUGUUGUCAUUGCUAGAACCUGCCGUACUCGGUGACUCCCUCAGCCUACGCAACCGCAUUUGCAUGGGAGCCAUGACGCGUAACCGCUGCGUCGACAACAACAAGCCUACCGAGGCCACUGUCAAGCACUAUGCCACACGAGCGCGUGAUGGUGUGGGCCUCAUAGUUGCUGAAGGAACCUUCGUGUAUCUGAAUGGAGCCGAGUGGCCUCAUACACCCGUGAUGUAUGACAGGAGCCACGCGCAAGCCUGGAAGAAAGUCACAGACGCCGUCCACAGUGAGGGACGCAUUCAAAACGAGAACAUGCCGAUGCUGAAGAACACUGGUUAUCCGGUUUUGGCGCCGUCCAGAGUCAAAGCAGAAGGAGGAAAGUACCGGCUCUUGGAAGGGCACCCUGGACAUACAGAGAACAUCACUGAGAUUGACGAUCCGGGAGCUAUCAUUGAGCAGUACAGGACGUCUGUCAAGCUCGCGAAAGAGGCUGGCUUUGACGGCAUCGAGCUUCUGGCUCAGGGUGGCUAUCUGUUGCACAACUUCCUUUGCUCACACAGCAACAAACGCACCGACUCGUAUGGUGGCUCGGUGGAGAAUCGAUGUCGGUUCGUGCUGGAAGUGCUCGACGCCAUCAUCGACAGCUGGGGAAGCCCUCGGCAAGUCGGCAUCAAGAUCUGCCCUACCGACGACUACAAUGACACAACAGUGUCGUACGAGGAGCUCUCAGAAACGUAUGACUAUCUGAUCAAAGAGAUCGUGGAACGGAAACUGGCCUUCAUCAACCUCUCGCGGCGCGGCUGCGAUGUUAUCAGAGCGCAAGACGAUUUCUUCAAGCCGGAACCACGCCCAGCCGGGAAGGAGCUGCCACCAGGCUACGAGCCUUUGAAUCAGUUCGGCCACCUCGUCAAGUAUCCCGGCAGCGCCACCAUGCUCAUGGUCAAUCAUGAGUACACGGUUGAAGAGGCGGAUGCGCUGGUCAAGGAGGGGAGAAUCGACCUCGUCGGCUUUUCUCGUCCUUUUAUCUGUAAUCCGGACUUGAUCACCCGUAUCAAAAAGGGUAUCGACUUUGCGGUGAAUGACCGGGGUGGAAAGGUCAACUAUGGACCUUACGAUACGGUUGAUGAGGGCUACAACGACUGGCCUACAGCCGUACAAAAUUCAGCGGUGGUGCAUUAG
This is a messenger RNA of Lasiodiplodia theobromae, 1170 nucleotides long. Its product is annotated as Aldolase-type TIM barrel. The record is from RefSeq and is a predicted model, not a curated record. Lineage: Eukaryota; Fungi; Ascomycota; Dothideomycetes; Botryosphaeriales; Botryosphaeriaceae. Gene Ontology annotation, molecular function: FMN binding; oxidoreductase activity. The coding region runs from base 1 to 1170 and encodes 389 amino acids. The transcript is spliced from 6 exons.